Messenger RNA from Cydia amplana, 1074 nucleotides. RefSeq lists its product as uncharacterized. The transcript is spliced from 3 exons. The coding region runs from base 19 to 1074 and encodes 351 amino acids. The record is from RefSeq and is a predicted model, not a curated record. NCBI's taxonomy places the organism in Eukaryota, Metazoa, Arthropoda, Insecta, Lepidoptera, Tortricidae.
CUCAGUUGUGCUGAAACUAUGUGUCGCGUCGGUUCGCAUACCAACAUGGAGUUUAUACUGUUAUUAUCUAUCCUGAGCUUAUCUCUGGCGCUACCUACUCAAGUUUCAGAUCCACCACGACCCAACUGCAUCAAAAUGUCACCAGAGAAAGAGCAACAAAUGGACCAGAUAGUCGACAAACUGGGGCAGUUCCUCAACAAUCUUAGCAUGGAGCACGAAGAUUUCGACAUCCGUCUCCUCAAGCUAUCCAUAGAGCAGCAUACCGAGGACGAGGAAGAGAAAGAGACAGUGCUACAGCUCUCUGUCAACGACUGUCAACUGUCAGACGACGAUUUAGAAGAGAUGGAUCAUCACAGAGAAAAGGCGAAGCUAAAGAAAGAAAAAGCUGAAAAAGAAAAAGCUAGGAAUGAAAAAGAAGCGGAAUUGAAAAAGGAAACUGAUAAUAGUGAGAGACAAAAUCAUUAUUUGAAAAAGGUACAGGAAAAUUAUGAUAAAUCUGAUACUAGUAAGAAACAAGACCGAACGAGUGAAAAAACACAACAGGAAAACAUUAAAAACUCGCAAGCUCAUGAAGCAACAGAAAUAAAUACAGAAUAUAAUAAACCCGAAGCUGGUAAACAAAAAGAUGAAAAUUUAAAGAAUAACGGUAAAGUAAAACAAGAAAAUCAGGUCUUCGCUAACGCGAAAGCUAAAGAUCAGGAAGAUGAAAGAAUAAAGAAUAAAGGUAACCUAGAAAAGAAUGGCCAAGACGAAGAGCAAUCAAAUAAUAAUGAUAAAAAAGUACGACAUGAGGUUAUGUAUUUAGAUUUGGACGAUAAUGUAGAGAAUAUUGUGGAAGUUUUGAGCAGAAUGAAAAAGGAUGCGAUCAUCGUUUACGUACAGAACCGUAACUCAGGAGUCUCAGGACAAGAUAAUAUUGAUAAAGAAGUACGACCGGAGGUUAUGUAUUUAGAUUUGGACGACAAUGGACAGAAGAUUGUGGAAGCUUUGGGCAGAAAGAAAAAGGACCCGAUAAUCGUUUACGUACAGAAGCGUAACUCAGGACAAUCCUACUGGUUUCUUAAAAGGAGAUAG